Messenger RNA from Grammomys surdaster, 2717 nucleotides. It is a transcript of the gene Tgfbi, whose product is annotated as transforming growth factor beta induced. Lineage: Eukaryota; Metazoa; Chordata; Mammalia; Rodentia; Muridae. The record is from RefSeq and is a predicted model, not a curated record. Bases 69 to 2120 code for a protein of 683 amino acids. Gene Ontology annotation, molecular function: cell adhesion molecule binding. Gene Ontology annotation, cellular component: extracellular matrix. The transcript has 17 exons. Gene Ontology annotation, biological process: extracellular matrix organization; cell adhesion.
CUCACUUCGCCAGCGCCGCCCGCCCGCCGCGACUGCUUUCAUCGUGAGUCCGCGCGUGCUCCAGCUCCAUGGCACUCCUCGUGCGGCUGCUGACCCUCGCUCUGGCACUGUCUCUGGGCCCCGCCGGAACCCUGGCGGGCCCCUCCAAGUCACCCUACCAGCUGGUGCUGCAGCAUAGCCGGCUCCGGGGCCGCCAGCACGGUCCCAAUGUAUGCGCUGUGCAGAAGGUCAUCGGCACUAACAAGAAGUACUUCACCAACUGCAAGCAGUGGUACCAGAGAAAGAUCUGCGGCAAGUCGACAGUCAUCAGCUAUGAGUGCUGUCCUGGAUAUGAAAAGGUCCCAGGAGAGAAAGGCUGCCCAGCAGCUCUUCCACUCUCAAAUCUGUACGAGACCAUGGGCGUCGUGGGAUCGACCACUACUCAACUGUACACAGACCGCACCGAAAAGCUGAGGCCUGAGAUGGAGGGACCCGGCAGCUUCACCAUCUUCGCCCCUAGCAACGAGGCCUGGGCUGCCUUGCCUGCGGAAGUGCUGGACUCCCUGGUGAGCAACGUCAACAUUGAACUGCUCAAUGCGCUCCGCUACCACAUGGUGGACAGACGGGUCCUGACCGAUGAGCUCAAGCAUGGCAUGUCUCUCACCUCUAUGUACCAGAAUUCCAACAUCCAGAUCCAUCACUAUCCCAACGGGAUUGUCACUGUUAACUGUGCCCGGCUGCUGAAGGCCGACCACCAUGCGACCAAUGGCGUGGUACAUCUCAUUGAUAAGGUCAUUUCCACCGUUACCAACAACAUCCAGCAGAUCAUUGAGAUCGAGGACACCUUUGAGACACUUCGGGCCGCCGUGGCUGCCUCAGGACUCAAUACCGUGCUGGAGGGUGAUGGCCAGUUCACACUCUUGGCUCCAACCAAUGAGGCCUUUGAGAAGAUUCCUGCUGAGACCUUGAACCGGAUCCUGGGUGACCCGGAGGCCUUGAGAGACCUUCUAAACAACCAUAUCCUGAAGUCAGCCAUGUGUGCUGAGGCCAUCGUUGCUGGAAUGUCCAUGGAGACCCUGGAGGGUACCACGCUGGAGGUGGGCUGCAGUGGGGACAUGCUCACCAUCAACGGGAAGGCGGUCAUCUCUAACAAAGACAUCCUGGCCACCAACGGUGUCAUUCAUUUUAUUGAUGAGCUGCUUAUCCCAGAUUCAGCCAAGACACUGCUUGAGCUGGCUGCGGAAUCUGAUGUCUCCACUGCUGUUGACCUCCUCAGACAAGCUGGCCUCAGCUCGCAUCUCUCUGGAAAAGAACAGUUGACCUUCCUGGCCCCUCUGAAUUCUGUGUUCAAAGAUGGUGUCCCUCGAAUCGAUGCCCAAAUGAAGACUUUGCUUCUGAACCACAUGGUCAAAGAACAGUUGGCCUCCAAGAAUUUGUACUCUGGACAGACACUGGACACGCUGGGUGGCAAAAAACUGAGAGUCUUUGUUUAUCGAAAUAGCCUGUGCAUUGAAAACAGCUGCAUUGCUGCUCAUGACAAGAAGGGACGGUAUGGGACCCUGUUCACCAUGGACCGGAUGCUGACACCCCCAAUGGGGACUGUUAUGGAUGUCCUAAAGGGGGACAAUCGUUUUAGCAUGCUGGUGGCCGCUAUCCAGUCUGCAGGACUGAUGGAGACCCUCAACCGGGAAGGGGUCUAUACUGUGUUUGCUCCCACAAAUGAAGCCUUCCAAGCCAUGCCUCCAGAAGAACUGAACAAACUCUUGGCAAACGCCAAGGAACUUACCAACAUCUUGAAGUAUCACAUUGGUGAUGAAAUCCUGGUUAGCGGAGGCAUUGGGGCUCUGGUGCGGCUGAAGUCUCUCCAAGGGGACAAACUGGAAGUCAGCUCGAAAAACAACGCAGUGAGUGUCAAUAAGGAACCUGUUGCCGAAACCGACAUCAUGGCCACAAAUGGUGUGGUCUAUGCCAUCAACACUGUUCUGCAGCCGCCAGCCAACCGACCACAAGAACGAGGAGAUGAGCUGGCGGACUCUGCCCUGGAAAUCUUCAAACAGGCAUCAGCAUAUUCCAGGGCUGCCCAGAGGUCUGUGCGACUUGCCCCUGUCUAUCAGCGGUUACUGGAGAGGAUGAAGCAUUAGCAGGAAGGACCAGGGAAGAGCGCCCUGCAGCAGCUUCCUGCCAGUUUCUCUCAGUUUGCCAGAGAGACCAUUGAAUGUUUUUGAAAUCAAAUAUCACACUUCAACAUACAUGGGCUGCACCAUAUUGAGAUCUGAGCCUUGGACGGGUAGGGAAAGGGUUAAGGGGAGAAAGGUUCUUUUUAGCUUUUGAUCCCUCCAAAUGUGGCUGUUAACCCACUGAGUACACAGAUCUGGCCGUCAUAAACUGACUUCCAGAAAGGACCUCUCCAAAGCAUGGAAUUCCCCGACUUUUCAAGGGCCCUGAAAAAGGGAGCUACGGCAUGUUGGAGGUUACAAAUGUGAAUCAAGCAGUCCGGCAUUCUGGAAAGCUCUGGCACGGUUCUGUAAAGCUCUGGUACCGCUGGAGAAAUGGCAUCACUAUAAGCUACGAGUUGAACUGUCUCUGUCAAAUAUGUCUUGUAUCCACACAUGGUUUGGAUGCUUCUAUAUGACCCUGCCCAGGGAGAAAGGAAAGGGUAUGAAGAACAUGUAGAAUCCAGAUUCCCCGAGUGUGCUGGAGCCAAGGUGCAUUUGUAAUAAUAAAACCAAAGAAACAAA